Molecule: messenger RNA, 1402 nt
Organism: Neurospora tetrasperma FGSC 2508
Lineage: Eukaryota; Fungi; Ascomycota; Sordariomycetes; Sordariales; Sordariaceae
Exons: 1
Coding region: 76-1266 (396 amino acids)
Source: RefSeq, a predicted model, not a curated record
UCGCAUUUGGACCCCUACUCAACCUCGACCGACACACCGAACCCACCCCCUUCAUCAUACCGCAUUUCUCCCCAGAUGGACGAUCCGACCGGACCAGGAUGGACAUGGCCUUACUGGAAGUUUGGCUUACAGCGAGAGGACCUCGAAACCAAGCUCCACGAUCAGUACAACACCUUUAGCCUCGCCAUUCUCGACCCCGAGGCCUUUCACCAUGACGUCUACGAACUAGCACACAGGGCCACCACCGCCGAUGAGUUACAUCAGCUCCUUGCCGAGCGGAAGCAACUCCGCGUUCGCGAACUGAACGAGUCUCUUGAAUCUGCAGCAUUCGAGAUCAUUGGAAACCCUUCCCUGAUUGGGACCGAUCAGUGGCAGCACGCUGUCCAGCUCUUCCGAACAAGGUCGCUUGAUUCGCUUGUUCGAUACUUUGCAUCAUACCUUCCCGAGCAACAUCCCUGGCACAAAUCCGCCGAUUCUGGCUCUGUCACCUCCAGCAGUGCUGAUUCGUGCCCCUCUCUUUUCGACGAUGACUACUACUGCGAUCCGAUCAUGAUGACAGAGGAGCCGCUCGAAAUUGCAGAUGAGGAGUCCAUUGUUAAGGACCACCUGCCGCCGUCUCCGCGCUCCAUGACCAUGUGCUCGAACUCGUCUGUGGAUUCCCAUGCGGAUGGCUCUCAACCGGACUUCGCCCUUACCCCAGCCCGUACCCUCUCCUACUCCGAAUACGAAUCCGACCAUUUGGAAUCGUCAGCCUCAACACUCUAUGACGUGUCGGAGGUUACCACACCUGCUCCUGAGCAGGAGGAGGAGGAGGAUGCCAUUCCCGAAGUGGCAUCAGGAAAGGAAUCUUCGGAUCAUUCCAAGGACCUCUCGAUUACCUCCGAAGCAGAAACACCAACCCCGAAACCCGAGCAUCAUGCCGCAGCUUUCUUCGAGCAGACGAAGCCAUCGCUGCCCUGUCGACGACACCGGAGUCUUUCACCAUCAUCUGCGCGUCCUCUCUCUGGUCAAGAAACCCGGAGUAGCAUGCAGCAACCUGACCCCAGGAAGCCAGAGCUGCCGACUCACCGUACCCAGGUGGUUGACGACGCAGCUCGCCGUUGGAAGGAAACAGGAUACAUGAAUAGGCUUAAGCAGAGGAUGUUGAACCCCUUGCAAAGAGGAAGGAGUCAGGGGAGGAAGACACAGACAAGUAGUUCUAGUCGCGUCCACAAACCGUCAUCGAAUAGGACGAGGCUCAGGGGACGCAAGAGAAUUGAUAGUUAGCACAUGGCAGGGAGUUUUGGCGUUUUGGAGCCUGAGGGCAUGGUGGAUGGGCCUACUACCGAUACCCCUGUACAUAUGUCCCGUGACUGUACAUAUCUGCUCUUCGUUUUUUCAUGGUAAAUCCCUUUUAUUUCAG